UGGGCCGUGGUGGACUGGACGUGAUUGAUUUGACAGUUGUGCCAGGUUUGUUCUCGGAUUUUAGAGUUUCCAAUUCUUUGUAAUUAUGGCUUUUGGAGAUUAUCCGAAAGAAUACAACCCAGCUGUCCAUGGGCCUUAUGACCCGGCCCGUUAUUAUGGAAAGGCUGAUACUCCUUUCGGACAGCUGAAGAUAAAUGAAAUAGGAGCAUGGUUGGGCCGUAGAAAUAAGACUCCUUCUGCUAUCUCAGGAGCCUUCAGCCGAGCUUGGUGGAGGUGGCAGCAUAAGUACGUGCAGCCCAAGAGGGUGGGCAUGGCUCCCUUCUUUCAGCUGCUGGUUGGGUCUAUGACCUUUUUCUAUGCCAUCAACUAUGGCAAAAUGAAGCACCACAGGAACUACAAAUACCACUAAAGGAUGUGGUAGAUUCGAUUAUAAUCAUGUAUUUAUGAAAUUUACUCGUGAGGUUUUGUUGGUCUAGUUUCAUCUGUAAUACUGCAAUACAAUAAAUAGUUUGAAAAAUUA
Messenger RNA from Plodia interpunctella (Indianmeal moth), 520 nucleotides. It is a transcript of the gene ATPsynF, whose product is annotated as ATP synthase, subunit F. NCBI's taxonomy places the organism in Eukaryota, Metazoa, Arthropoda, Insecta, Lepidoptera, Pyralidae. Gene Ontology annotation, biological process: proton motive force-driven mitochondrial ATP synthesis. The coding region runs from base 86 to 409 and encodes 107 amino acids. Gene Ontology annotation, molecular function: proton-transporting ATP synthase activity, rotational mechanism. The record is from RefSeq and is a predicted model, not a curated record. The transcript has 4 exons.